GGAGACCCCGGUGGAGGUGGCCGCAAAAGCUGCGGGGAGGAGCGAGUCGCUGCGCUGGAGGCGCUGGGAGACGUCGCGAAGGGUUGCAAGACCUGAAUUCCCCCUAUUCUUGUUUCCUCUGAAGCACAUCGUCAAAAUCUUCACCCUGGGUUCCACUGAAGAAGGGCUGUUGCCUCCCAGGACUGUAUCAGCUUCUAGAAUCACAGCCCCGUGAUUGCGUGCCAGGAAACUCACAGCUAGAUUUAGGACCAGUUGCAGUAACUGCCUUUCAUGUCAUUCCUUGAACAUCUGUCUCUCUCCUCUUAGAUGUUACGCGGCCCUUCUUUAUCAGUCAUGAUUUAUAUUUAAUAAUAGCAAAUGCUUUGGAGAAAUAUAUAGGAUGUAAACGGUAAAUCUGUCACUGAAGACGGCAGAGACAGAGCACAGCACUCCCCAUGGCACUCGAGAAAUCCAGUCCCAAAUCUUCAAGGAUCAUGGGGAAUCACCUUGACCUUCUCUUAGGAAUGUUGCUCAUGGCCAGCCCUGUGUUUGGGAUUCCUUCCUGCUCCUCUGAUGGUCAGAUUGCCUUGUAUCGUUUCUGCAACCUCACAGAGAUUCCCCAGGUCCUCAACAGCACGGAGAGGCUCCUACUAAGCUUCAACUAUAUCAGGACAGUCACCACCACGUCUUUCCCCUUCCUGGAGCAGCUCUGGUUGCUAGAGCUUGGGACACAGUUUACUCCCUUGACUAUUAACAAAGAGGCCUUCAGACACCUGCCUAAUCUGAGAAUCCUGGACCUGGGCAAAAGUCAGAUAGACUUUUUGCACCCAGAUGCUUUUCAAGGACUAUCCCAUCUGUUUGAACUUAGACUGUUUUUUUGUGGUCUCUCCGAUGCAGUAUUAAAAGAUGGUUAUUUCCGAAAUCUAAAUUCUUUAACUCGCUUGGACCUGUCCAAGAAUAAGAUUCGAAGCCUUCACCUUCAUCCUUCAUUUCAGGAAUUGAAUUCCUUACAGUCCAUAGAUUUUUCCCUCAACCAAAUAGUCACUGUAUGUGAGAGUGAGCUCAAGCCCCUCCAAGGGAAAAUGCUCUCUUCCUUGAAUCUUAGAGCCAAUAAUCUGUACAGCAGAGUCUUGGUGGACUGGGCAAAAUGUAUGAACCCAUUCAGAAAGAUGGUGCUCAAUACCCUGGAUGUUUCUGGUAAUGGCUGGUCAGUGGACAUCACAAGAAACUUCAGCAAUGCUGUCAAUGGGAGCCAGAUUUCCAAUUUGAUCCUUGCCCACCACACUAUGGGUGCUGGGUUUGGCUUCCGUAACUUGAAAGAUCCUGACCAGAACACAUUUGCUGGCCUGGCCAGAAGCUUGGUGAUACACCUGGAUCUUUCACAUGGAUUUAUCUUCUCCUUGAACUCUCAAUCCUUUAAAACACUCAAGGACUUGGAGGUUCUGAAUCUUGCCUACAACAAGAUAAACAAGAUUGCAGAUGGAGCAUUUUAUGGGCUCAAUAAUCUUCAAGUUCUCAAUCUGUCAUUUAACCUUCUGGGGGAACUUUACAAUUCCAAUUUUUAUGGACUACCUAACAUAGUCUAUAUUGACCUUCAGAGUAACCACAUUGGGAUCAUUCAAGACCAAACAUUCAGAUUCCUGGAAAAAUUAAAUACCUUGGAUCUCCAGGACAAUGCUCUUAAAACCAUUUCCUUUAUUCCAAGCAUACCUGAUAUCUUCUUGGGCGGCAAUAAACUGGUGACUUUGCCACAUAUCAGUCUUACAGCCAACUUCAUCCAGUUAUCAGAGAACAGGCUAGAAAAACUGGAUGAUGUCUAUUUCCUUCUCCAGGUACCUCAACUUCGGAUUCUCAUUUUAAAACAAAAUCGCCUUUCCUUUUGUAACCAAAAUCAUCCUCCUUAUCCCCCUUCAGAAAAUCUCCACUUAGAGAAACUUUUUCUUGGAGAAAAUAUGUUGCAACUUGCCUGGGAGACCGGGUUCUGCUGGGAUAUCUUUAAGGGGCUUUCUCGUCUCCAAAUUCUAUAUUUAAAUGACAACUACCUGAAUUUCCUCCCACCAGGAGUAUUUCAAGAUCUGACUGCAUUACGGGGACUCAGCCUCAGCUCCAACAGACUGGUGUUUCUUUCCCCUGAUGAUUUACCUGCUAAUUUAGAGAUCCUGGAUAUCUCCAGAAACCAGCUCCUAUCUCCUGAUCCUAAUUUAUUUGUGUCACUGAGUGCCUUGGACAUAACUCAUAACAAGUUCAUUUGUGAAUGUGAACUUAGUGCUUUUAUUAGUUGGCUCAAUCAGACUAACGUCACUAUAUUUGGGUCUCCUGCAGACAUAUACUGCACAUACCCUGAUUCGUUCUUUGGGGUUUCCCUCUACUCUAUUUCCACUGAAGGCUGUGAUGAAGAGGAAGUCUUUAAAUCCAUGAAGUUUUCCCUUUUCAUCUUCUUCACUGUCACAUUGACUCUGUUCCUCAUGAUCAUCCUCAUAGUUACAAAGCUCCGGGGUGUUUGUUUCACCUGUUAUAAGACAGUCCAAGGACUCAUGUUCAAGAACCAUCCUCCGGGAACAGAAUCUGCAGCAUGAAGAAAAUAUAAACCAAGAAAAAUGUGUCAGAAUCACCCCAUCACUUCACCUGUGGUACUACGUGAGAGUUUCCCACCUGUAUAUUUUGUCCACGCUCUUUCCUCCCCCUGGAAUUUCUUCUCUCGUCCCACCUUCCAUUUGUCUAAUGAAUUUUGUACCCUACUAUGAUGCCCAUUCCUGUGACCCCCAAAGAGUUCUGUCACCGAUAUGUGAUGUUGUGUUGCACUGUGCGUUUAUACAUGUGUAAGGUCUACCUAGACCAUGAGACCCUUAUGGCAGGAUCUUGUCUUGUUCACUGUGUGUCCCAGGUCCAAAAUGGUACCUGGCCAUAGCAUGUGCCUGAUAAAUGCCUGGUGCAUGAAAGAAGAACAUUGCGAAGGCCAGCCUCCCCAGUAUCAAUGCCAGCUAUCAGAUUUUCCUGGGAGUGGCAGGUGAGGGCGGGGCUGAGUGAGAAUAGAAUAUCCACAGAGGUGCUCAGUGGUGAGCUGAAGAGGCAGGACACCCCAGACUCUAAGAAACCCACUGAAAUUCAUUCCAAACUGUGGAGCAUGGCAUGGAACUCCUGGGUUAUGGGACAGUUGCAAUUUGAACUAGCAGCCAUGAAUGGACCUAGGAUGAGGAAGGAAAGCAAUGCACAUGGAUCUGCAGUGAAUGGAUCCUCUGGUAUCUUGUACUCAGAAAUGCAGCAAAACAAAGCACUGCUACUGAUAACAAUCAUAACCACAAAUCAAGCAGGCCAUUUUGUCUCAGUUCAUUCUUUCCUAUCACCUCUGCCCAUCGACCAUGUUUUCCCCAAGUUGUAGAAAGGAAGGCAGCCAUGAUACUAGGAAGUCUCCCAUGAAGAAUGUCUGGACAGGACUCUGAGGUCCUCUGUUCUGGGAGUCAGGGGUGGGCUAGGAGGGUAGUGCUAUAUCAAGGUUUUCUCUGGUUUGAGUGACCAUCCCCAGGACUGCUUUCCAAACCAAAUCUGGAACAUGUAAAAUGACAAGUGCAGGCUAGUUGGUGGUAUGGUAGUUAAAGUCACUGGAUCCCACAUGUCUAACUGUGUAGUUCAAUCCUGGACCCUGUGGCUUGAGGAACACUUUGAGCUCACAUGUGUCCAUGCCUGAAAUACCAAGAGGAGAAUGGAGAAGAAAGGACUACAGAGUGGCCUUCCUCUCUGGGGCCGGGGGGAGGGAAUGAAGGUUGCACGCUCUCUGUCUCUGUCUCUCUCUCUCUCUGUUUCUCUCUCUCUCUCACACACACACACACACACACACACAAGCACACACACACCCCACAGCAAAACUUAAAAAAAAAAAUAAAAAGAAAAGAAAGAAAAAGACCAAUGUAUAGGAACAAUGAAUUGGAGCUCAGGUAACUCUUGACAUAUGAAAGCCAUCUAACACGCAUCCUUUUCUAAUCCUCUUACUGAAAACACAAAUAACAUGUAAUGUUCCUAAUGAAAUACAUUUUUGUAUAGAAUUUAUGGAGGAUCUGUUUACAUCUACAUUCCAGCUAUUGCUAAAUUCAAUGUGCCACUCCAAAACUUCUCUUUUCUGGCAAAACCUAUCUACAAUUCCUUUCAUUUGUCUUCUCUCCCAUCACCAGGCCCAGCAGUUGGAAUUCUUUUUGAGGCCAUUUUCCCAAGUCUAUAUCACUUCAGAAGCAUUGUGUACAUAUGACAAAAGAAGGACCAAGGGAACCACAUUGAGAAGUGGAUAAAUGAGUAGUCAGCUGAGAGUGCUACGGCACUCCACCUCAAUCCAAAGUCAGGCCUCAGUCCUUUGGGGUCACUCUGGAAUAUCAGAAACUACUACUGUUCCAUCUAAGAAUGGCUAGAAAUGUCUAUAUUUGAAAUUGCAACUAUCAUGGAAAAAUCUAGAACACUGGUGCUGCUGAAAACAUCAAAGACAAUUGUGCACUCAUCACCCUAAAUACAAUUGGCUUAAAAAACUCCUUGUCAACACAUGUAUCUACAGAGAACUGUAUUUUAGAUAGUUGAUAUGAUGUAACAUCAAUGUGGUUUUAAAGUUCUAAAUCAUGAAAUAACUAGAUCAGGAGGAUAAGAGGCAGGAGUAACAAUGUCAGAUAGCUCAAUGCGCAUCUACCACAAUAUAAAAUAAGUUCAGAUAUCUCAAAUACUAAGUCCAGAAAUAGCAUUCUGAGUAUUAUUUAGAAAUAUGAAAAUGCCAGAAGAAGAAAUUAGACAAAUUGAUGGUAUCUGUUUGAGGGAAUACUGCCCAAUUCUUCCAUUCGGAACAUUACAAAACCUGGAGACAUUAUCUUUUAGAAUCUACUUUAAAGCAUUGGAAAGGUACAAGGCGGUAAAUAGGGCUGAGAUCCAAGAGAAGAAAUCAAGAGAGUUGACCACAUUGAAAUUUAGAUCUAGUCAUCAAAAAAGUCCAGCCAUGGAAAAAGAAUAUAUCUGUAAUACAUGUACCUGAAAAGGAUUCAUAGCCAAAAUAUGAAAGAACGUCUACAAGUAAAUUUAAAAAAAAACAUCAGAAAAGAAAAAUGGAUAAGAGACAUAAGAAUUUCCCUAAGGAUAUCCCAUGUCGAACAAGCAAAUGAAGAUAUAUUUGACCUUCUUAAGUCAUCAAAGAAAUGCAAAUUGAGGGGACCAGCCGGCAGCAUGGUGGUUAACGUGCUGAACACUCCUACAUGG
Molecule: messenger RNA, 5202 nt
Organism: Tupaia belangeri chinensis (Chinese tree shrew)
Lineage: Eukaryota; Metazoa; Chordata; Mammalia; Scandentia; Tupaiidae
Gene: TLR5
Product: toll like receptor 5
Exons: 4
Coding region: 435-2555 (706 amino acids)
Biological process (GO): immune response; inflammatory response; toll-like receptor signaling pathway
Cellular component (GO): plasma membrane
Molecular function (GO): transmembrane signaling receptor activity; protein binding
Source: RefSeq, a predicted model, not a curated record